Messenger RNA from Tripterygium wilfordii, 1824 nucleotides. Its product is annotated as xyloglucan-specific galacturonosyltransferase 1. NCBI's taxonomy places the organism in Eukaryota, Viridiplantae, Streptophyta, Magnoliopsida, Celastrales, Celastraceae. Gene Ontology annotation, molecular function: glycosyltransferase activity. The record is from RefSeq and is a predicted model, not a curated record. The transcript has a single exon. The coding region runs from base 88 to 1824 and encodes 578 amino acids.
CCAUGCUUGGUAACAGAAGAUGCAACCCCUCCUCUAUUAGAGAAACAUUCACCAAGCAAAGCUUUUGGACAAACAAUCUUAGCAAAAAUGGCAAUCUCCUUGUCCAGGAAGAAGUCUAAACAGCCCAAAAAAGUUAAUGGAACAGGACUUUGCCUCGUUUUUCCAUUCUUGUUGAAAAUUUUGUACCAAAUCCCUUUAGCAAUUCUGCUUUUGAUUCUUCUCUUGUUAUGGUCAUCCUCCGCCACCAUCAUCUCUGGCAACAUUGUACAUGUCUGCGUCUCCUCGCGCAAACUCAACGAUCUUUAUUGCCUCUCUGCAGGUACCCAUCCAAACUUUGUGAUUCCAAUCCCAGAAAUCAACAAUAGCUCUACUGUUCCUACUACUGCCUCGCCCGAUCAGAGUGUCGAUUCUGUUGCUCCUACUACUGCCUCACCUGAUCAGAGUGUCGAUUCUGUACUAGUGGAGGACAACAGCAACAAUGCCAAUAGCUCAACUAGUCCUAUUGCCUCCACAAAACUUGAUGUCAAUGUCGUUCAAAACAUUGAGAACAUUGUUGAUGUUAAAGGGCAUAGCGAUGAGAUUGUCAAUUCAAAGAAGGCUGUGGAGGAGCAAUUACAACUGCAUCGGUCAUGGUUAUCGACAACGAAUCCUGCUACGUGUGACGGGAGAGGGAUAUAUGUUUAUAAUUUGCCAUCAAAGUUCAACAAGGACUUGGUAGGUCAAUGUGGUGAUAUGAUGCCAUGGACAAAUUUUUGUACACAUUUCAAGAAUGAAGCGCUGGGUGAGCCCAUAGAGAAGCUUGGCAAAAGCUGGUACUACACACACCAGUACUCAUUGGAGUUGAUAUUUCACUCAAGGGUUUUGAAGCAUCCUUGCAGGGUUUACAAUGAAAACCAAGCCAAGCUCUUCUAUGUUCCGUAUUAUGGCGGAUUAGACAUCCUGAGAUGGCACUUCAAGAAUGUCUCUAGUGAUGUCAAGGACACUUUAGCACUUGACCUCAUGAAGUGGCUUGGUCCCAAAAAGGCAUGGAUUCAAAAUUCAGGUAAGGAUCAUGUCUUUGUGUUGGGUAAAAUUUCAUGGGAUUUCAGAAGGACGAGUGAGGAUUUAUGGGGGACUAGAUUGCUUGAGCUUGAUCAAAUGCAGAACCCAGUGAAGCUUUUGAUCGAACGACAACCGUGGCAUGUUAACGACAUUGGAAUCCCACAUCCAACCUUCUUUCACCCACAUUCAGAUGAUGACAUUCUUGCAUGGCAAAUGAAAAUCAUUAGCGCAAAUCGUAACCACCUCGCGAGUUUUGCAGGGGCAGCCAGACCAAAUGCAGCAGAGAACAUAAGGUCUAUAUUAAUCAAUCAGUGCAUUUCAACAAACACUUCAUCUACAUGCCAGUUUCUGAAUUGUAAUUCAGGUGGGUGUGAUCAACCCCAGUCCGUUAUCUCGCUAUUCAUGGAAUCAGAAUUCUGCUUACAACCUCCUGGAGAUAGUCCAACAAGAAAAUCAGUAUUUGAUUCACUAAUAGCCGGUUGCAUUCCAGUACUUUUCGAUCCUUUCACAGCGUACUAUCAGUAUCCAUGGCACUUACCAGAGGAUCAUAGUAAGUACUCAGUGUUUACAGACCAGGAGGAGGUAAGAGAAAUGAAGGUGAAUGUGAUGGAGAGGUUAAUGAAGAUAUCUAAGAGGGAGAGAGAUGACAUGAGGAGAUACAUAGUCUAUGAACUGCUGCCUGGGUUGGUUUAUGCUGAUUCAAGUUCUCAGCUUGAGAAAUUUCAGGAUGCAUUUUCCAUCACCAUGAAUAAUCUGGUUGAAAGGGUGAACAGAUUGGAUUGA